Molecule: messenger RNA, 6141 nt
Organism: Neolamprologus brichardi
Lineage: Eukaryota; Metazoa; Chordata; Actinopteri; Cichliformes; Cichlidae
Source: RefSeq, a predicted model, not a curated record
CGGCCCUGCAUCAUGCAGCUCUAACUGGGACCAUCGAGCUGCUGUCUCUGCUGCUGGAGGCCCAGGCCACGGUGGAUAUCAAGGACAUAAACGGCAUGCGUCCCCUCCACUACGCAGCGUGGCAGGGUAAAGCUGACUCUGUUCUAUUGUUGCUGAGAGCCGGCGCUGCGGUCAACUCCCCUUCCAAUGAUGGACAGAUACCGUUGCAUCUCUCUGCACAGUACGGACACUAUGAGGUGUCUGAGAUGUUGCUGCAGCAUCAGUCUAAUCCCUGCUUCAUGAACAAGGCUAAGAAGACACCACUAGAUUUGGCCUGUGAGUUUGGCAGACUGAAGGUGACUCAGUUACUGCUGAGCAGUAAUAUGGUAGCAGCCCUGUUAGAAGGAGAAAGAGGAAACGGCAGCCUGGACUCUCCCUCCACCACCCCACUCCACCUAGCAGCCAGGAAUGGACACAAAGACAUCAUCAAGCAAACUGUAAUGGAAGCAUCAAGCUCUCUUCAAGUUAGAGCAGUGAAGGACUACUGGAAUCUCCAUGAUCCCACUGCACUUAACCUGCGAGCGGGAGAUCUGAUCAUGGUCUUGGAGCAGCACUCAGACGGCCGGUGGAAAGGUCACAUCCACGACACCCAGCGGGGGACAGACCGGGUGGGCUUUUUCCCCCCUUCAGUGGUGGAGGUCCUCAGCAAAAGAGCAGGGGGCACGCUCUUCCGCCAAGCUUCAAUGCCUUGCAAACGACAACACUUUGUGUCCAGAGCUCCUCCUCCGAGUCACGGCCCCGCCCCUCAGACUGAUGACUUAUACAUCCUUGGCUAUGACCCUGCAGGUGCUCCAUUGGGCAGUCAGCUCUCAACCCCAGCUAGUUCUGCUAGCCCCACUCAGGAAAUCUGGGUCCUCAGGAGCUCUCCCACUGGUGACAGAAACAGUGUCGGCAGCGCCGGCAGUGUUGGUAGCAGCCGCAGUGCAGGGAGUGGUCAGAGCUCAGAGAGCGGCCACAAACAGAAUGGGAUUCAUUGCUGCCACAACAAUGACGCUGGCAAGCUGGCUCCCUCUGCUGGUGAGUCAAGGGACCGCGUUAUAGGAGUGGACCACAGCAAACAGGUUGAUGGAUCCACAGGUGGUUCCCGCCAACAGGUUAACGGCACUCCUCAGAAAGGCUUUGUGAGGCCUGAACAGCUUUUGGAAGGCAAGGAUUCAGAAGCUAUCUACCAGUGGCUGUGUGGGUUCCAGCUCGAGCAGUACACGUCCAGCUUCAUCAGUGCAGGAUAUGAUGUCCCCACCAUCAGCAGAAUGACCCCUGAGGAUCUUACAGCUAUCGGAGUGACCAAACCAGGCCACAGGAAGAAGAUAUCGAUGGAGAUUAGCAAGCUGAGCAUUCCCGAGUGGCUCCCAGAUUACAUUCCUUCGGACCUGGGGGAAUGGCUGAGUGUGAUUGGAUUGCCUCAGUACCAGAAAAGAUUGUGUGACAAUGGCUAUGACUCCAUUGCCAUUGUCAAGGACAUCACCUGGGAGGACCUGCAGGAGAUAGGCAUUACUAAACUGGGUCAUCAGAAGAAACUAAUGUUAGCAGUGAAGAGACUGUGUGACCUGCAUCGCUCUCGUAACCAUGCCGACAGAGGCGAAACUCUCAGACGAAAGCUGCCUGCUGCUCUCGAGCUGGUGGUUAUCGAACACACGCCGACACACAAUGCUCAGGCACGCGCCGACACUCCAUCCAAUGACUGUUGCUCCUCCCCUCGUACUCCCAGAGCCCUCCUUUCCUUCCAGGACAGCGAGCUGAGCGUGGAGCUACAGAGUGCAAUGAUGGGAAAGGCGGGUGGAGGUCCCGCUGAGAUGUUCAGCAUUAAAGGCGUGUCCUCUGCAGGUGGAACUGCCAUGUCGGUCAGUCAAGAGAGCAUUGGCAUGCGUUCGCGGGGUUCAGGGAAAUCUGGGAACUCUGGAAAUGUAAAUUUGGCUCAUUGUCAGGAUCAGCAGGCCGUACUGUCUUCAGCCAGGACAUCGAGCCGGUCUGAGGAGAGUUUAAGUAGCGGUGCAGGGGAGGAGGUGAAGAGUGGAAGAAGCAGUCCUGGAGGCAGAAGUAGACAGAGACCCAGUGAGUCAUGGGUGCAUCAGAGUCAAUCUGCUAUCCCAAAUAAAAUCCCCUUCUCCCCUCUCACACCUCCACUGACCCCCAGCAAGAUGCCCCGCUUUGCCUACCCAGCUGUGCCACCUAAAGCCAAACACUUCCACUCUCCUAACCGCCCUUAUCAGCCUCACCAACACCCACUCUCCUCCCCAUCUUCACCAUCCCCGCUAGCUUCCCCGACACAGAAGGCUUUCAGUUAUAUCCAAGCUCAAGCAGAAGUAGUCAGUGGGGCUCCACGACUACUUUCCAAGCCACUGCCUGGGGCUGUCCCGCUGCUGGGGCCCUUACUUGUACGGGGCCCAGCCAAUGUAACUCAAAAAGGCCCACAAAAGAAGCGCUCGCAAAGCCUGAAUCGCUAUGCUCUGUCCGAUGGUGAGCCAGAUGAAGACGACAGUCCCACUUCCCCUUGCACCUCUGCUUCCUCUGCGGUCGUGCCAUCUUAUGCCACCAUGUCACGCAGGCCGGGACGUGGCCAUGCAAGUCCUCUAGGGGCCCAAUGUCACAUCAACCGUAGCCACUCCUUUGCCGUGCGCUCUCGACGCAAAGGUCCGCCUCCACCCCCACCUAAGAGGAUGAGCUCGGUAAACGACACCCGUGCGUGUCAACCAGGAAACCACCAAGGAGUGGAGCCAGAGGUGAAGGAAGGGGUGGAGACGGAGAGUGCAGGCAGUGUGAGGAGUAUCGCAGCCAGGCUUGAAGGCAGCAGCAGCAGUAGCCCAUCUAGAAGAAUAGAUAUACCACCAGUCCACCUCCCUGUUUCACCUGCAUUCAGCCCUGUUUCCUCACCGAUCCCACGUGGAUUUCCUUCUCACACCAUCACUCAGCACUCCAAACCUGUCCCAGCCUUGGGUCUCGGGGGCCUUAGGAGGGUAGGAAAUGAAAGGACAGAAGGAGACUUCAAUAGACAAAGAGGUAGAAGUACAGAGAGAGACUCUGGUGAGGACGUGAAAGCAAAGAAAAUUGAACACAUAUCAAAGAGUGCUGCUGCAUCUCCCAAGCACAGGUCCAAGGACCAUCUACCGUUUGCUGAAGAAGGCAACCUGACUAUCAAACAGCGACCCAGGAUAGCAGUCGUUAGUCAGCCAGGUGCUGAAGUUAAAACUCCUUCAGAGGCGGUGCAGACCCCAAACAGCCUUGAACUCCCAGAGUUCAAUCUAAAGGAGUCUGACACGGUGAAAAGACGGCACAAACCCAAAGACAAAGACGCGUCCACUCCUGAAGAGGUUAGCUCCCCACACAGAAACAACAAGCACCCAGAACCCAACAGCCUCCACACGCACAAUGACAUCAGUACACUGAGUGACGAUGAAGCUCAGAGGCCACACAAUGUUUUCCAGAGGAUAGGAUCAAUGGGAAAAGGCCCAAAGCCUCCAGUGUCCUCAAAACCUUCCAGUCCCCUCAAACAAACCCCCAACAGCAAACCAACAACUCCUCAAAAAAUGGUUUCGCCAUUGCAACCAAGCGGACAAACAGCCAUCCCUAACCUCACGAGCGUACAGAUUCACACAGUCUCCCCAAAGCUGAAAAGCAACAUGUACAUUCAGACUUGUAUGUCCAGUCCAAAGCCUGUGAACCACAGACAGACCUUCACGUCCGAACCUGAGAGUCCGCAGAAAGCCGUCGCUGUGCUGAGACUCCCUCAGAACAGCUAUGCAGCAACAGCAGGUCCGAAUCUCAGCAUGGCUCAAAGUGUUGCCUUUGCUGCUCCACCGUCACCAUUGCUGAACUCUUGCUGCCCACCCUCGGCACUACCCGGUCAGCCAGGAAAAGGAUGGGUAACCCCGCCUGGUGUGGCCAGUGUGGAGAUGCUGGCCCAGAAGAAACUAGAGCAAACUAGUACAUCACUGGAAGCUGCUCUCAAAGUAGUGGAGACCAAACUGGCACAGGGGAGCAAUGUGGACGGUGGGGGCACCACAGUGAAGGCAGCAGGCAAUAUUCUGGAUGACAUUGGCAACAUGUUUGAUGACCUGGCCGACCAACUGGACGCCAUGUUGGAGUGACCUCGCAACUUCUGUCCUGCACACAGAAAAAGUUUCUGUCUCAAGGGAGCAGCAGACAGAAACCCGAACAGUGAGCACGGGGUCAGAGGGGAAGAACAGAGAGCGUGGAGCUCAGCACUUCCUGGGGUUUAAGAUCAAUCAGUUUGUGAAUAUUUGAGGACUUUCCUGCACAGCUUUUCCUCUGUUUUUGAACGUGAGCACUUCGCCUUAGGACACACACCUGGGAAAGUUAUUGGAGGGAGUACAAACAGCCGCCAGAAGAGCUUCCCGAUGUUGUAUCUUCAGUAUCACUAAAAGGGAAUAAGAGUCCGUUGUAUCCAUGUAACCUGUGUAUAUACAGACACGUGUUUAUGUGUGUAGUCAAAUAUCUUUAUACUGAACAUAUUGACCUGUGAUUAUAUUUAUACUUAUAUAUGUUGGGUUUUUUAACCAAAAGAGUUCCUAUUGGCUGCUUUAACCCAUUCUAUUGUAUAUUAGCAAGAUGAACUAAUAUGUAUAUUUUGCUGCUUAUGGUCUGUAUGUUGGGGAAAUGAUUGUUUAAUAUAGGGAAAGAAUCAUAUUUCAUAAAUGUACAUUGGAUUGGCGUGGACCUGUUUUAACACAAGUGUUUGUUGUUGUUGUUCUUUAAAGCACUGUUACUGUCAGUAAGAACAGAUGCUGAUCGGUUUUAAAGUUAUUUAGUAACAGAGCUCAUCUCAGGUUGGUGUGGUACCGUCAGCAUGUUUCAUUUCAGCAGUGGCCAAAACAUUUCGUGGAAGGCAACAUGUUAAUGAACUCAGACUGAACAUGGAGUCUUCAUUUGCUGCCAAAAUGUUUAAUUGGCGUAUUAACUGAUAGUUAUAUAUUUGAUUAUAUAUUUAAAUGAACAAACUCGAUGUGAAUUUGACAUCAAAUUUUUAAGAGGCUUUUAAUUUUUUUAGAACAUUGUCUCUCCCAUUUUAAUUUCACAAUCAAUCGUUUAGCAUUUCCUGUUUCCAUUUUUUUUCGUUCAGUGUUAAAUGUUGUUCCAGCAGUGUUCAGACUAAAUCCCACAGAGGUUUUAUGUGCCAGAUUUCUGACAACAUUUAGCAAUUAGUUGCUUUUGUCUUACACUCUUAUAGGUCUUUGAAUGCAGUAUAGGCUCACAAAAUAUGUCACAAACGCUCUGUGGCGGGGCAGGGGAGGGGCUGGUGGCCACAUGGAGGGAGCAGGGGGCGGUGUCGCGCUGACAAGUGGAUGAACUGCAGGACCAGACCGAGUGCCGGAUGCACGUGAUUAUGAUUCUGGCCAUACACCACAACUGCUCCGGUCCCCAGGGUGAGGCCAGCCAGGAUGCCGUCUGCCUCCACACCCGUACCCACUCCUCAGGUGGAAGCAUGCUGGUGCCUGCACCCAUUCCUGCUCCCCGGAGGAGGGCCGCUGAGCAACCUCCGCGUCCACCACCAGCUCACUCACCUGCUCAGCCGGGGCCGGAGAAACUGUUUGUUGUUAAAGAAGAAAAUAGAAGACUUAGUUUGUGGGAUCAAACUGGUUUAAUUUGUAGAACUGAGUUGUAAAUUGAGAAAAUGAUUACUUUGAGUUUUGUAUCAGUUAAAUUACUCUGGCAUACUUCAGCCUCCGUACAGAGCAGGGACCAGUCUCCUAACUGUAAAUAACCAGCAAAGUUUGAUAAGAACUUCACUUUGGAUUGUUGUUCUUCUGUUUGUUUGUUCUCUAAGAACAAUCGCUUGUUCCUGCUGCAGUGAAGACGUUUGUCAGCAGAUGCUAAAUCUAUUGUAGCACUGACAGUUACUCCUGUACCGAUUCACUUUAAAAUUCUCUUUUAGAGAAUGGAGUUGAAUCUCUCUCCCAAACCUUUGCUGGGAAGAUUUGGUUAAUGGAAGCUGUCAUGUUUUUACAUUUUUUUAAGAUAUCAAGCAUGUUCACAUUCAUGCAACAGCUUUUUUUCUCUGUGGUUUCGCUCUUCUGUUUUGUUUAUUAAUGUUUCCUUCUGAAUUCUGUGUCAAACCAGAAAUAAUUAAAGGGAUUUGUACUGACA